UUGACAAGUCACAAGUUGAUUGUUCGUUGACUCGUGUUAAAUAAUUGAAUAAUUAUUAAUAAUAAAAAAGUGUUAUUGUUAAAAUAAUAAAAAAUGCUUCGAAGACAAGUUCGUGCAAGACGUGAAUAUUUAUACAGAAAAUCUGUGGAGGAUAAACGUCGAACAAUACAAGAAAAAAAAGAUAGUAUAAAAAAAAGUUUGGAUAAUAAUACACCAAUUCAUCCAGAUUUACGUAAAUCAGCUCUUCAUCUACAAAGAAAAUCAGAAUGGGAAGAUGCUGGUCCAGAGUUGGCUGUAGCCCAGGGUACAGAAAUGGGUGGUACAACUGGUGAUCAUGAAGAUGAUGAAUAUCGUUGGGCUGGUGUUGAAAAUCCAAAAAUAGUCAUAACAACAGCAAGAGAUCCAAGUUCACGUUUGAAAAUGUUUGCUAAAGAAUUUAGAUUGUUAAUUCCAAAUUCACAAAGAAUGAAUCGUGGUAAUCAUGAAAUGAAAGAAUUAAUUCAUGCUUGUCGAGCAAAUGAUGUUACUGAUUUUAUUAUUAUUCAUGAACAUCGUGGUAUACCAGAUACUUUGAUUAUUUGUCAUUUACCAUAUGGGCCAACAGCAUAUUUUACAAUUAAAGAUGUUGUUAUGAGACAUGACAUACCAGACAUUGGCACCAUGUCUGAACAAUAUCCACAUUUAAUAUUUCAUAAUUUCAAGACAAAACUUGCUGAAAGAACAAUGAGUAUACUCAAGUAUUUAUUCCCAGUACCAAAAGAAGACAGUAAACGUAUAAUAACAUUUGCAAAUCAUGAUGAUUAUAUAUCAUUUAGACAUCACAAUUAUAAAAAACUUGAUAAUAGAAAUAUUGAUUUAACUGAAGUUGGACCAAGAUUUCAACUUAAACUUUAUGAAAUUAAACUUGGUACACUUGAUUCAACUGGAGCUGCUGAUACUGAAUGGGCACUUAGACCAUACAUGAAUACAAGUCAUAAAAGAAGAUUUUUAUCUGAUGAAGAUGGAUGGCAACAAGAAGAUGAUAUUUAAUUUUUUGUAUUUUAAUUAAUAAAAACUAUUUUAUAAAUUAA
Messenger RNA from Aphidius gifuensis, 1070 nucleotides. RefSeq names its product U3 small nucleolar ribonucleoprotein protein IMP4. Lineage: Eukaryota; Metazoa; Arthropoda; Insecta; Hymenoptera; Braconidae. The record is from RefSeq and is a predicted model, not a curated record. Gene Ontology annotation, biological process: rRNA processing. Gene Ontology annotation, cellular component: Mpp10 complex; nucleolus; small-subunit processome. The transcript has a single exon. Bases 94 to 1029 code for a protein of 311 amino acids. Gene Ontology annotation, molecular function: snoRNA binding; rRNA primary transcript binding.